AUGCUGCUCCAAACCAGCCUCACCACACCACCGAAGGCCAUGAGCAUCGCCGUCGCCGUGGUGGUGCGGCCAAAGCCUCUGCCAGCCGUAGCGUCGGUCAGUGGAUGGGGGUGGGUCUCCCUCGCGUGGCUGCCGCCGCUGCUGCUGCUGCUCUCCGUGGGCGCUACAGGAGCGGCCGUGGCUGAAGGAGGGGCGCCCGUUGCUCCCGUGGUGCUGAUCCCUGGAGUGGCCGGAAGCGUGCUCUACUACUCCGACGUCAUCUCACGCCUGCCGCUGGGUGUGGCAUGGCUGCGUUUCUUCGAUGACGAUUACGUGGUGCGCAAGUACAUGCUGGUGCGCUACAACGAGACCACCAUGCUCACGGAAACUCUCAACCCUUCCGUGUUUCUCGACGUGGCGACCGGAGACCACGGCCUCGACGGCAUCUCCCUCCUCGACCCCGAUGACUGGCUUGGAGUCACUUCGUACUUCGGGGCGAUGAUCCAGGCCUUGCAAGGGCGAGGGCACGUGCCUGGUCGCACUUUGUUUGGGAUGCCCUACAACUGGUGCGACCACAACAUCUUCCACGCCGAUGCGUUGGCGCGGCUGGUGGAGCGGGCCUUCAAUGCGUCUGGCGGACAGAAAGUGCACCUCGUGGCCCACUCGAUGGGCAACCUCCCCACCAAACUCUACCUUGCCCUCCGCCCUCAGCACGCCUCCCGCUACGUGGCCUCGUGGACCGCUCUCGCUGCUCCUUUUCUCGGCGCCGGCGCCGUUGGGCUGGAGACUGUGUUACAGGGGCGCCCGCAGUUGCCGGUGUUCUUUCUGUCCAAGGAGCUCGACCACGCCCUCCAGGUGGUUGCCCCGGCCAGCUACGAGCUCCUGCCGGCCGACGACCAGCGCUGGGGCGAUGCCAAAGCCCCUUCCGUGGCCUAUCAGAACGCGACCUCGGGCGUGUGGAUUAACGUGACCAUGAGCGCGGGCUUUCCGGCCCUGGCCGCCGCAAGCCUCGCCCACAACUCGAUCGUCGAUCCCAACACGGGCCGCCCGGUGCCGUUGCCCUUCGGGUGGACCCAACUGUCCGUCGCGGAGGACACCGUGCGGCGCCUCGUUCAGGCGCCUCUCGCCCACGCCUUCGCGUUCCCCUACCACGGCGUGGUCGGCACGGGCACCCCCACGCCGCUCCACAUGGUCUUUGCCGACCCCGUCGCCGACCUCGCCCAGCUCAGCAAGGAGGCCUCCCGCUACUCCUUCCUCCCCACCGACGGCGACGGCGUCGUGCCCCUCCACAGCUCGCAGGCGGACGGGUUCUCCACCGGCGGAGGAGGCACUCGCACGGUGUACGAGGUCCCCACCGUCGGCCACUUCGAGCUGGCCACCGACCAGCGCGUGGUCGACCUCGUCACGUGCCUCCUCGACCACCACGACCAUGACCACGACCCCGCGCACGAGGGAUCCCCCUGUGUCUUUGCCGCAAAACUUAACUUAAUGUAA
Messenger RNA from Acanthamoeba castellanii str. Neff, 1473 nucleotides. Its product is annotated as phospholipase A1, putative. Gene Ontology annotation, biological process: lipid metabolic process. NCBI's taxonomy places the organism in Eukaryota, Discosea, Longamoebia, Acanthamoebidae. The coding region runs from base 1 to 1473 and encodes 490 amino acids. The transcript has 6 exons. The record is from RefSeq and is a predicted model, not a curated record.